This is a messenger RNA of Arctia plantaginis, 285 nucleotides long. The record is from the annotation of a GenBank genome assembly. Lineage: Eukaryota; Metazoa; Arthropoda; Insecta; Lepidoptera; Erebidae.
AUGAUUGUUGAUAUCGCCGUUCCUCAUGACGAGAAUCUCGUGAAAGUUGAAAAAGAAAAACAAAUUAAAUAUUUGGAUUUAUCUCACGAGAUUGUUGAUAUGUGGAAUGUUGAUUCAGUGAUCAUUGUUCCGAUAGUCGUAUCUGCUCAUGGAUUGAUAGCCAAGAGCCUCGACCAACACCUUAAGAGGCUUACGUUGGAUGGCUGGAUCAAGGGUCUGAUGCAGAAGGCAGUCCUCCUUGACACGGCUCGUAUAGUGAGGAGGUUCCUAUCUUUGGAGUCCUAA